Molecule: messenger RNA, 4215 nt
Organism: Antechinus flavipes (yellow-footed antechinus)
Lineage: Eukaryota; Metazoa; Chordata; Mammalia; Dasyuromorphia; Dasyuridae
Gene: NCLN
Product: nicalin
Exons: 15
Coding region: 156-1847 (563 amino acids)
Biological process (GO): regulation of signal transduction
Cellular component (GO): endoplasmic reticulum membrane
Source: RefSeq, a predicted model, not a curated record
CGGCGUUGCCUGAAGGACCCCAGGGCAGUCCAUGCCGCUGUGCUGCCGGCGGACCAGGAGUCCGAAUUUCGGGAGCCCCAGCCCGAACCGCCGCCGCCGUCCGUGUCUGUGCCCGAGCCCCGCUGACCGCGGGCCUCCCCUGCCCGGCCGCCAGGAUGCUGGAGGAGGCGGGCGAGGUGUUGGAGAACAUGCUGAAGGCCUCGUGCUUGCCCCUCAGCUUCAUCGUCUUUCUGCCCGCCGUGCUGCUGCUCGUGGCGCCGCCGCUGCCCACCGCCGACGCGGCGCACGAGUUCACCGUCUACCGCAUGCAGCAGUACGACCUGCAGGGCCAGGCUUACGGCACCCGGAACGCAGUGCUCAACACGGAGGCCAGGACGGUGGAGGCGGACGUGCUGAGUCGCCGCUGCGUCAUGAUGCGGCUGGUGGACUUCUCCUAUGAGCAGUACCAGAAGGCGCUGCGGCAGUCGGCGGGGGCCGUGGUCAUCAUCCUGCCCCGGGCCAUGGCCGCCGUGCCCCAGGACGUCAUCCGGCAAUUCAUGGAGAUUGAGCCCGAGAUGCUGGCCAUGGAGACCAUCGUCCCCGUCUACUUUGCAGUGGAGGACGAGGCCUUGCUUUCCAUCUACGAGCAGACCCAGGCGGCGUCGGCCUCCCAGGGCUCCGCCUCUGCAGCUGAAGUGCUUCUGCACACGGCCACUGCCAACGGCUUCCAGAUGGUGACGAGCGGGGCCCAGAGCAAGGCCGUGAGCGACUGGCUCAUCACCAGCGUGGAGGGCCGGCUGACGGGCCUGGGCGGAGAGGACCUUCCCACCAUUGUCAUCGUGGCGCACUACGACUCCUUCGGGGUGGCUCCGUGGCUCUCGCACGGCGCCGACUCCAACGGGAGCGGGAUCUCUGUGCUGCUGGAGCUGGCCAGGCUCUUCUCGAGACUCUACACCUACAAACGCACCCACGCGGGGUACAACCUGCUGUUUUUUGCCUCAGGUGGAGGCAAGUUUAACUAUCAGGGUACUAAGAGGUGGUUAGAAGACAAUCUGGAUCACACAGACUCCAGUUUGCUGCAGGACAAUGUGGCUUUUGUCCUCUGCCUCGACACUCUGGGCCGAGGGAAUGGCCUGCACCUGCAUGUGUCGAAGCCCCCCAAGGAGGGGACCCUGCAAUAUGCUUUCCUUCGAGAGCUUGAGAUGGUGGCUGCCAGUCAGUUCCCAGAGGUGAGGUUUUCCAUGGUGCACAAGAAAAUCAACUUGGCAGAGGACAUGCUGGCUUGGGAACACGAGCGCUUUGCCAUCCGCCGGCUCCCGGCAUUCACAGUCUCCCACCUGGAGAGUCAUCGCGAUGGGCUGCGAAACAGCAUCAUGGACGUCCGGUCACGUGUAGAUUCCAAAACCCUGACCCGUAACACUCGAAUCAUCGCAGAAGCCCUGACCCGGGUUAUCUACAACCUGACCAAGAAGGGCACCCCCGCCGAUCUCCAGAUCUUCACAGAGCAGAUGCAGAUCCAGCAGGAGCAGAUCGACUCGGUGAUGGACUGGCUCACCAACCAGCCCCGCGCUGCCCAGCUCGUGGACAAAGACAGUACCUUCCUCAACACCUUGGAGUAUUACCUGAGCCGUUAUCUGAAGGACGUCAGGCAGCACCACGUGAAGGCAGACAAACGGGACCCCGAGUUUGUCUUCUACGACCAGCUGAAGCAGGAGAUGAACGCCUACAGGGUCAAGCCGGCCAUCUUUGAUCUCCUCCUAGCCCUCUGCAUAGGAGCCUACUUGGGAGUGGCUUACUUUGCCGUCCAGCACUUCGGCCUCCUCUAUAAGACAGUGCAGAGAAUAUCUCUGAAGAUGAAGCAGCAGUGAGCGCCCUCGCUGCCGUCAGCCGCACUGAGCCAGCGCCCGGAGGGAGCAGCAGGAGCUCCCCCUCAGCCCAGCCGUCUCCGCCCUUUUGUCCCCCAGCCCCCGCCGGCUCGGGCCGCCUCCUGCUCUUCUCUCCAGAGAAGGGGCGGCCGGGGACCUCCACAACCGCUCAGGCCCCCCCUUCCCCGGCCCAGGCCCCGCUGAGACACUGAAUCGCAGGCGUCCUGGAGCUCCCCGGGAGAGUGGCCGGGGGGUCUCAGCCCUCCGGGACCCACGGGCCAGGCCCGUCCUGGCCGAGCCGAGCUCUCCCCCUUGACCUCGGAGCUCAUGUUAAAGUGCACACCUGAAUUAAAGAGAAGCGGAAACUUGAGGACUCCUUUCCAGGCCAGAGGUUCUGGCCAGGCUUUCUCUCUGCCUUCGAUCGGAAGGCCUGGGUGCCCAGGAAUGGGCUGGGGCCGAGGCCGAGGCCGGAGGCCGCCCGGGAGGAGACUGACGGAGACUUGGGAAGUGGGGCGUGAGCCCCAUCCUGGGGCCCUAGAGAUCUGGCAGCUUGGGGCUUAUGAUGGGAAGGCAGGCUCUGAGUUAGGAAGGGGGCCCGGCAGAGGUGGGGCCUUGGGAGGGAGGGUGGUCCUGCCCCAGGAGGUCUCUCUGGGGGCUUCGGAGGCGAUUGCCCUUCGGGGCACUCUGAGAGAAGUUCCCUUGCGGUGGGCUUCAGGCCUUCUCUGACUUUCCUGCUCCCCAAUCUGUCUCCAUGGGAGGGCAAGUACCCCAUACAGCAUCCCUGAGCCUUGGCCCCUGGGCACCAGUCUGGGCAGCGGGGGAGGCCCAGGUCCCUGUCUCUAAACCUGUCUCCUCUAAAGUGAGGGCGUUGGACUGGAUGACCUCUAUGGUCCCUUUCAGCUCUGACCUCCCGGCUUGGUUGCUCCCUUCUUUCUACUCCAGGGGGUCCCUUCCUCUGGGACACGGGGAGGAGGAACGGCCAAAGGAAAACUGGCAUUUCUGCUUUCAAAUAGCUGAGCCCCGACAAGGGGUGUUGGCGUUACCUUGUGUCUCAGAAAGGGGCCCCAGGUGAGUGCCACCGAGAGGCGGGCCACGGUUGGCUUUCAGGGAGCUGCCCAGGAUGGUCACCCUGUGAGGUGGUGAGGUGCCCGUCACUGGAGAUGUUUUGAGCAGGAGCUCUUGGGAAGACUCUGGGAGGAUUGCCUGGAGCUGGGAGCGCCGGGAUGAUUCUCUCCUGACCCCGUCUCUCCUACCAAUGGGGCUCCCGCACCUGUGCAUCUGGACUGGGCCCGUGUGGGCUUGUUUUGGGAGGGUCUUCCCAGGAAGUCCUGGGCCUGGCUCAGCUCCUUCCCAGCUCCUACCUGCCACUUGUACAUACAAGUACAUACACAGUGGAGAUGGCCUGCCCUGGAAGAGCUGGGUUUAGGUGGGAGCAGAUUGCCCAGGGAGGUCCCCAGAAAGGCAGGAAAAGAAGGGGUGCUUGAGGAGGGGGCCAAGGGCUGCCCUCUUUGCUGCGCCUCCUCGGCUCCAGGCAGAAGCCCCAGAGGCUCAUCUGGUGCCAGCCGAUGCCUCCUCCAUUUUCCUGCUCAAGGCUCAGAAUGGCCUUGUUUUCUACCUGCCCCCCCUCCAAACCCAACUCAGGCCAGCCAGCCCUUGGGCUGGGGUCACCGUUUGCAUAAUCCUCAUGUCUCCCGCCUCACUCCAUCCUGAAGGUGCCUCUUCUGCUUCAGGGCUUCAGGGUGGGCCUGGAAGGCUUUUCUCUGGCCCUCCAGCCUGUCCUACCACAGCCUCUGGCCUUGUUUGAGCUUCUCAUUGAGCCCUUGGGGCAUGGCGGGCCUACCUGGCGCUGCAGCCCAGCCUAAGGGGAGCCCUGGAUGGCAUCGGGAGGGCCAGCUGGUGAAGGCCCUUCGUGCCCUGGACGAGCUUUCUGCAGUGAUUGCCCCCAGGGCCCUCCGGCUCCGACUUGAUAUGUUCUUGCUCUGAGGUGAGAUUUCUGGGGGAGGACUUGGAGGGAACAGUGGGGCAGAAGGAGCUGCCCUGUUUCCUGCCACACUUCUAGAUCCCUCCUUCAACACACCCUUUACACAGGUUCCACUGUGGGCGAAAUGGGCCCUCCCUUCUGGAGGUCUUUGGGUGACCCAGCUAGCCCUUUGUCUUCCUGGGCCUGUCCACGCGGAGGUUGGACCCAGCUCCCACGGGGUGGUUUGGGGGCCUCCCCUCCCUUUCUAUUGUUUUACAUGAGCACUGAUGUGUUUGGGCUAAGAAGUUUCUGCCUAGGAUUGAUCAGUAAGGUCAAUGGAUUGAUUAAUUCAGGGUCCCUGCAAAUUGUGGGAAGAAAUAACUUGGAAAAAUAAAGCCAUAUUGAAAGAUU